Messenger RNA from Meleagris gallopavo (turkey), 4151 nucleotides. It is a transcript of the gene S100Z, whose product is annotated as S100 calcium binding protein Z. NCBI's taxonomy places the organism in Eukaryota, Metazoa, Chordata, Aves, Galliformes, Phasianidae. Gene Ontology annotation, molecular function: calcium-dependent protein binding; calcium ion binding. The record is from RefSeq and is a predicted model, not a curated record.
AAGUGAAGGGCUGUUGACUUGUAUCAAUCAUUCUUAAGGAGCAGAGAACAGCAUUAAGAUUCUCUGCCGGAAGUCUGAGCGCUUCAUCCCUAUGGAGAAGGGAAGGUGCAACCCCAUAGAGACAAUGUGUACCUCUAGCUUAUUCUGACUAGAAGUGAAGGAAUCACUCAUAGAUGGUUUGGUCUUUUCUCAGAUUUACACAACAAGAAAAAGCCUUCACCUCUCUCAGCAGCCUCCAGUGAAAUCAGAUGGAUUACUCAUCCUGUAAGGCUCAUGUGUAUUAAUGCUUAGCCAAAAAUGACAGAAUUCGGUCCUAUAUAGAAUUUUUGACAUGCCAUGUGGAAAAUCCGCUCUUCUGAUUCUGACAGCCAUUAAUUUUGCAGUUUAGUCUUUAAUAUUGCAGCGUGCACAUUAAUAUCACUUUAUUCAUUAGGAGAAGGGCACAGCUGGAGCAGUCUGCAAGGGGCCAGCAUGUGACAUAUAGGAUACACAAAAACAUGGAACUAGAUUAGCUAAGUCAGGGAACAGGCAAACAGGCUGCUUUCUGGUUUAUUUUUGAGUCAGGCUGAGGGAUGAUGAGUAUUUGAAGAUAAUUCAUAAUGUCAGUGAAGUCACUUCUUGGUAGUGGUGGCAGUACAAGAAGGGCUAGUGGCCAUGUUCAUAACUUGGGAUGUCCAGACCAAAUAUUACAUCUUCCCUAGGGAGGUAAUGCAGCAGAACUGUAGGCUACCUAAGAACCUCUGAAAAUUCUGUUCUUGAAGGUUUUUAAGAUUUAGCGAGAUAAAUCCAUGGCUAACUUCAUCUGGUGACCAUUCCACUUUGAGCAAUAGGUGGGACGAGGCAUGGGCAGUUUGGACACUAAUGAAGAAGGUACCAAUCUUUUCCAUGUCUCCAGUCACUGCCAUUCUGCUCCGUCAGCCAUGUGUCUGCCCUGGCACCACUCCUGUGCUCACCCUAGUGCAAACCAGAGAGCAGGAUAGGAUCAGUGGGGAAGUGGUGGCUACUAAUACAUACUUGGUUCUUCAUACAGAAAUGCUCUUCUCUCAGGCCACAAUGCCUUUAGUUAUCUUCAGCGCCUAUCAGAUAGCAUAUCAAAAAAUGAUUAUCAAGAGUUUUAGAUGAAGAGUUCAAAACAGUGGAUUGACAAUCAUGAACUUUGAGUAGCUUCUGAGAUCUGCCCUCAGAGGAGCUGGGAGAUCCCUGCUGUCACUGGAGCUACCAGCAGGAUUUCAAUAGCUGGAAAGGGAGUGGGAUGGACAGAGCAAAUGAAAGGACAUCUUAAUAAACAAGCUCAGUGCAGCUGCUCCUUCUGUAGAUGUAAUCCUCCAGCAUGGGAUAGAGAGUUCCUUACACAAUUAGCUUUAGUGAAAGUAGCUAUUGAAAGAGACAACACAGAUUGUAUCACUGUGUAAAUUAUUGAGUUGAUGUUCUGGAGAUAACAGUGAAAGACCUUCUUUCUUCUGUCCUGAGGUUGGCAGCUCUGAAAGACUAUACGAGCUGCUUGAAAGUUGCACCUCCUGUAGACUCUGCUUAAAUAAUUAAUUGCAAUAUUCAUAAGCUAGAGGAUGUUUAAUACAUAGAAAAACAAGAGGAUUGUAUACAUAUCUGUUGACUUCGCUAUGUUUCUUUCUGCCUGUGGGUGAAGAUGUUGAAUAAAUAACAACAACAAAAAGGUGUUUUACUAUUUGUUUGAGUAAUAUUUCUGAACAGUAGUUGUUGUCAUUAUUGAAUCACAGCCCUUCAUGUCUGUAGAUGCAUAAGUAACAGUCUCUCUUGAUAUAUUUUUUUCUUAGCAUCUGCAAUGGCACAUGCGUGCACAACUGCAAUGCAGCUGAUACCACAAGUGUCCCUCAUCACAUACAGAAGGGGAAUGGAGGGCACUCUUCCUCAGAACUCAUCUGGUUUCAGGGGCUGGUAGAUUCUUCUUGUCAUCAGUCAACAUCCAGGCUUCCAUUAGGACCUGUCCUCAAAUUGAUGUGUUUCCUCCUCCUAGCCCAGUGAGAAUCACAAUCACAGUGAUAAGAAGUGAAGCACUACUGUGUGCAUCCACAGAGACCUCUAUCCAAACGAGCCUGCCUACUGCUUCAGAAGCAACACUUCAUGUGCAGUCACCUCCCAUACUGCUGGAUUCAGCAUUUUGUGUGGCAUCCUUUCUCCCAGACCAUGUCCUUACCCAUCAGACAAGUCCUUGCUCAAGACCCCUCCCACUGUGGAGGCUUCUUGCAGCAGCACAGAUGAGAGAGGCAUCAUGUCUGGGGAAGAGGAGACAGAGGUGUGGGCUGAGAUCUGCUGGGCACUUAAAAUUAUGAGUGGCUGGAAGCUUUCAGAAACAACAGCGUAGCCCACCUACUUCUCUGUCCUCCAGGCUGGGAUAAAAGAAAGAAGUAGCCACAGCUAUGUUUCCUGUUGCUGUUUUUCCAUGCAAUUUUGUUUGAUGAAUAUGCAUAUGCAACAGCUGGAAAACUUUCUGGAGAGAAACCAAACUCAAGCAAGAAGCUUUCUGUUCCAUUUGACUAUCAUGAAAACUGUGGCCAUUUUGGAUUUCUAGUGAUAAGAAGGCCUACUGUGAUGAAGCUGCUCCUUCUUGCAUUCCCUGCAGCAAGGCCAGGAUGUCUCCAGGGUAGGAGCAGGCUCUCCUGCUCCUGCCAUGUCCACUCCGCUGGAGGAUGCCAUGAACACCUUCAUCAGGAUUUUUCAUCACUACUCUGGCAAAGAAGGUGACAGAUACAAACUGAGCAAAAGAGAGCUCAAGGAACUCCUCACCAGGGAGCUCACUGACUUCCUUUCUGGCCAAAACGAUCCUCAUCUUUUUGAUAAGAUUAUGAACGAUCUGGAUUCCAAUAAAGACAAUGAAGUGGAUUUUAAUGAAUUUAUGACUCUGGUUGCAACUCUGACUGUGGCUUGUAACGAUUUCUUUGAAGAACAGCUUCAAGAAGAAGGAUUUUAAUGAUGCUGGAUAAAAUCAGUCUUCUGGUCACAAAUGCAAUGAACCAUGACUAGUUAGGUAAUGGUCAUCAGCAUUUUGUGAACACAAACCAUCAUCACUCCAAUUACUACUGCUGCAAAACUCUUGUGGACCAGAUUAGCAGCUGGUGUAAGCUGGACCAAAGGCAGCUUACACUACCUGAAGUCUGGCUGUUAGUAUUUUCAGCCUUUGCACUGCUGUAAUACACCUUCGUCAGUUCCCCAUUCCAGCUCUGGGGUGGCAGAUUGUUUGGCAGGAGUUAAGAUUUCUAUUUCAUAACUGUCGGUGGGAUAUAAAAGGAACAUUAAUGUUACUUACAUAGCUUCUGAACUGGAAAAUCUGAAUGAAUUGUAAAACUUGCAAUUGAGUUUUCAGUCAUUCUGUAACAGGCAUCUUUCUCCAGGUCACGAAAUUUGUUUGUUUCUUAACCACUUCUACUCAUUCUAACCCAAUCAUUGGACACUGCUCUGUACUCCCUGCUCUCCUGUAUUUCAGACAUGGCCACCCAAGCAGGGUGGCACAGUGUGCCAUGGUUAUGGGUUUGUUUUCCCCACCUCCCCAGCUUCCAUUCCACUGUGUGCGCAUUACUGCACCUCAGCAGUCCAGCUCUUCAUUCAGCACAAAUUAAUUUAUUCAUAUGAUAAAUUAUUCAAAUGUAUAGGGGAUUUAGUCAGUGAGCUGCUCUAAAUGUUGAUGGAAGAGCCAGGUCUUCAGGGGAAAGGUAAAUGCCUUCACUAUUCUAGCACCCAUAAGAGAAGGGUUUUGGAGGACCACUUGUAAAGGAUGUCAUGAUGAGAUCCCAGGGUACAACUUCAUCAUGUGAGUCAUCUGAUGGAACAAUGAUUUCAUCCCAUGCAGAUCCAAAUCCCUGCAUAAAUGUGGCACGGAAGGAGGCAGUGGGACCCUCUGGCCAGGCAUGGAGAGAGAAGGACAAUACAUUUCAAUGCUAAUCUAUGCAUGGACUAAAAUACAUCUAUGUCUAAACUUCUGCUUAAACAUGCUUACAAAUGUCUGCAGUCCUCAGUGGCAAGUUGUCAUGCUUUUGCUUUGCAUGGAGAGCUUUCUUUGUUCUUGUUUUGUUAUUAGUUCAAACUGUAAUAAAAGGUGUUUGAGUUAAGUCAGGAUGUUCUGUUUGUGUAAGUGGUAAAAUAAGAACAACUGUCAGUGAAGAUGUGCUCUACUAGGU